CCCGCACUGAAGUGAUGCGCCCGGCUGAGGGAACGGCCUCAGGAGCCGCCUUGCCGGCUCUAAACGCAGCGUGAGGGGGAGCUCCGUCUCAGCAGCACGGCCCGCAAAGUUUGCCCUGGGAGGAGGAGGUGGCUUUUUGGCAACGUGCAGUUUCCUACUGCCCCACUCUUUGAAUGACAGAAGAGUCCUGUGCCAUCUGUAUCCUUGGCCGCCUUGUUCCCCUUCCACUGGAGAAGAGUGAGGCAGGGGACUGAUGAAGUAGCACCAGCAGCAGGUUGUGGAAGAUGUUGUGGCUGCUGGUAGCUUUCCAGGUCCUGCUGUUGCUGGAGACAGUGCUAUGGAGCACAGGCACAAAGAUGUGCCCUUCAUCAGAGUGUGAGUGCUCAGAGUGGGACCACUACAAAAUCACCUGCAGGGACACACAUCUCAUUCCCAGCUUUCCACAGGACACCAGAACCCUGAGGUUUAUGGAGACUCAUCUGAGAACAAUUCCAAGUGGAGCAUUUUCUAAUCUCCCCAACAUCUCCAGGAUCUAUAUCUCCAUAGAUGCUACGUUACAAAGGCUGGAGGCCCAUUCCUUCUACAAUUUAAGUAAAGUCACUCAUAUAGAAAUUCGCAAUGCUAGAAGUCUACAUUACAUAGAUCCAGAUGCCUUUAAAAUCCUCCCACUGUUAAAAUACCUUGGAAUUUUCAACACUGGAAUUAUGAUAUUUCCUGACCUCACCAAAAUCUAUUCAGCUGAUGUGAACUUUUUACUUGAAAUUGCAGAUAAUCCUUACGUGACUUCAGUGCCUGCAAAUGCAUUCCAUGGGCUAUGUAAUGAAUCCCUUACACUCAAACUCUACAAUAAUGGCUUCACUAGGGUCCAAGGCUAUGCUUUCAAUGGGACGAAGCUGGAUGCUGUCUACCUGCACAAGAACAAAUACCUGAAAGUUAUUGAAGAAGAUGCAUUUUUGGGAGUGAACAGUGGACCAACCCUACUUGAUGUUUCCCGGACCAGUGUUGCUACCCUUCCAACAAAAGGACUGGAAAACCUUAAAGAACUGAUGGCUAAAAAUACAUGGACAUUGAAGAAACUACCUCCCGUAAAGACUUUUCUUCAUCUAAUGCGAGCUGACCUGUCCUAUCCAAGCCACUGCUGUGCUUUCAAGAACUGGAAGAAAACCAAAGGAAUUCUGGAAUACAUGAUGUGUAACCAGACCAGCAGUCACAGCUUUCGUAAGAAAAGAUCUGUCAGUACCUUCAAUGGCCCUUUUUACCAAGACUAUGCAGAAGAGGAUGUAGACCGCACUGACACCGUGUAUGCUGAAAACUCCAAAUUCAGGGAUUUUCAUGGCAACUCCCACUACUACGUUUUUUUUGAAGAGCAGGGGGAUGCAGAUGUUGGGUUUGGCCAAGAGCUCAAGAAUCCUCAAGAGGACAACAUCCAAGGCUUUGAUAGCCAUUACGACUAUACAGUCUGUGGUGGCAGUGAAGACAUUGUGUGCACUCCAGAGCCUGAUGAGUUUAAUCCCUGUGAAGACAUAAUGGGCUAUAAAUUUCUAAGGAUUGUGGUAUGGUUUGUGAACCUGCUGGCUAUCCUGGGUAACGUUUUUGUCCUCUUCAUCCUUCUCACCAGUCAUUACAAGUUGACUGUCCCGCGGUUUCUGAUGUGCAACCUGGCUUUUGCUGAUUUCUGCAUGGGACUGUACCUUCUCCUGAUUGCGUCGGUGGAUCUCUACACUAGGUCAGAAUACUACAACCAUGCCAUAGACUGGCAGACUGGGCCUGGCUGCAACACAGCUGGCUUUUUCACUGUCUUUGCCUGUGAGCUUUCUGUAUACACACUGACUGUGAUCACCCUGGAGCGUUGGUAUGCCAUCACCUUUGCUAUGCGCCUGGACAGGAAGCUUCGCCUUCGGCAUGCUUUGAUCAUCAUGCUGGGUGGUUGGCUCUCAUGCUUUCUUCUCGCCCUCUUGCCACUAGUUGGAGUCAGCAGCUACAUCAAAGUCAGUAUCUGCCUUCCCAUGGAUACUGAAACACCGUUGGCUCAAGCCUACAUUUUCUUUGUUUUAAUGCUGAAUAUCAUUGCCUUUAUCAUCAUCUGCGCUUGCUACAUAAAAAUCUAUAUAACUGUGCGAAACCCUGAGUACAAGUCCGGAGACAAAGACACCAAAAUUGCUAAAAGGAUGGCUAUGUUGAUUUUCACUGACUUCCUAUGCAUGGCACCUAUCUCAUUCUAUGCUUUGUCUGCCAUCAUGAACAAGCCCUUGAUAACAGUCAGUAAUUCCAAGAUCCUGCUAGUGCUGUUCUACCCACUCAAUUCUUGUGCCAACCCAUUCCUCUAUGCUAUUUUCACCAAGGCUUUCCGAAGGGAUGUCUUCAUCCUGCUCAGCAAAUUUGGCAUAUGUGAACAUCAGGCUCAAAUCUACCGUGGCCAGACAGUCUCAGCCAAAAACAGCAGUGGUUCUUAUGGCCAGAAAGGCUGCCGAGGGACAGGUCAGGACUACCAUGACCCUCAUGAUUACUAUCACCCUGCAAUUGCGAUGCAAGAGCAAAUUAUUGUGCAAGACUGCACACUGACUGUGUAAUAGCACCUGAAAGCAUCACAACUGCAGUGCGAUCAAUCAGAUGGUAAUUUAGUGAUCCAAAAAUAAAAAAUCCAGUGAUAAGAUACAAUUUUUCCUAGCUGUUUUUGAGGAACAUCGGUAGUGAUUUGAGCUAUUCACUUGAAUCUCCAAUCUUAUACCACUGUCAAUGUAAGAGAGAGGGUGCCAGUUAUGAUGACAAUACUGGAAGCAUGAAUGAAAACUCAGUAUAAAUCAGAAAGUGAACAUAUAUAUAUGAAAUUUUGGACAUGCAUUCUUCUCUAAUUGUCUAACGGGAAAGGGAGACAGCAUAA
Molecule: messenger RNA, 2881 nt
Organism: Gopherus evgoodei (Goodes thornscrub tortoise)
Lineage: Eukaryota; Metazoa; Chordata; Testudines; Testudinidae
Gene: TSHR
Product: thyroid stimulating hormone receptor
Exons: 11
Coding region: 285-2570 (761 amino acids)
Biological process (GO): G protein-coupled receptor signaling pathway
Cellular component (GO): membrane
Molecular function (GO): thyroid-stimulating hormone receptor activity
Source: RefSeq, a predicted model, not a curated record